Molecule: messenger RNA, 3274 nt
Organism: Condylostylus longicornis
Lineage: Eukaryota; Metazoa; Arthropoda; Insecta; Diptera; Dolichopodidae
Exons: 5
Coding region: 1-3063 (1020 amino acids)
Source: RefSeq, a predicted model, not a curated record
AUGAAAUCUUCUCAUAUAUUUGUUAAGGGUAAAUCAAUGCCAUUAAUUGAAAUUUUCGAUACAAGACCAAUUAAAACAUCACGUAAAAUUUAUGAUCCAAAUUUUUUUAAAAAAUCUAAAAAAUAUUAUCAUGAAAUCGCUAAUCAUUAUCGUGAUUAUAAAAACCAAUCAAGAAUGUACCGAAGACGUCGAUUCCGUCGUAAAUCAAUUAAUCCACCAUUAAGAAAAUUAAUAGAAUAUAAAAAUAAUUAUUAUGAGAAUUAUCGGGAAGUAAUGCAAAUACCAUCAUCUUUGUAUCCAAGAUUUACAGAAGUCUUUCCAUUGUGUGGCCGUAAGACAUUAUGCGAAGAAAUCAAUUUAAUAACUUCAAAUAAUAAAAUUUAUAAUGAUACAAUCCAACGUAUCAAUAAUAUUGAAUCAAUUGAUGAUAUAAAACAAAAUUAUCAUCAUAAAUCUUCAUCAAUUAUAAGACCAAAAUUAACAACAUCACCACAAUCAAUAACAGAAACACAAGAAGAAAUAAAAACAAAAGCCGAAGGAACAAUAACACCAAUUAAAAUAAUUAAACAAAAUUUUGAAAUACGUCAUAGUCUUGGCUAUAUUAAAUCUGAAGGGAAACGUUUACAAACUUUUGAUAAUUUAAAUAAAAUUAAAAUAAAAGAAAAACAACAACAAAAUAUAAUUAAUCAGAAUAAUAAUAAUAAUUAUAAGACAACGAAAAAUAUAAUACCAAAUGCAACAAAAAAUUAUAAUACUAUCGUUACAAAUAUAAGCAACAGUAAUAGUACAAGUAAAGAGACUAAAAUUAAAAAUAAUAAAUAUGAUAAAUCAUUAAUCACUUCAUUAAAAUGUCAAAAGCAAAAUCAUCAGCACCAUCUAUAUUACAACAAUAAUAAUAUUGAAAGUAAUGAAAACUUUCAUAACAGUAAUAUACGAAUACGACCCACCAAUAAUAUCAUAAACAGCAAUAAUAAUAAUAAUAAUAAUAAUAUAAGAAAAAAAAUUAAAUAUAAAAAAAUUCUACAUUACCCUCCAUACUUUAACAAUAAAAAUAAAACAGCAAUACAAUUAAAAACAAAUAAAAAAUAUAAUAAUAGAAAAACAACAAUAACAAAAACAAUAUUUAAAAAUCAUAAUAAAAAUAAAAAUUAUAUUUGUUAUUAUUGUAAAGGCAUUUGUAAUAGUAAUACUGAUACUAGUAGUAGUAGCAACAAUAAUAAUACUAAAAUUCUAAAUAAAAUAAAAAAUAAAUGUAAAAAUUCUUAUUGUUGGAAAAAACUUGAAGACGAUUUAAUUCAAUUGGCUUCAGAUUGUUACGAUGAAGGGUUUCAGUCACAUUUACAUUAUUUAGAAUCGAUAAAUGAAAAAAAUGCAUUAAAUCAAAAAAUACGUCAACACCACCAUAUUGAUAAUAUAAAGCAAGAGAAAUUAAUUCAACAACAAGAAUUAUUUAAAAAAUAUAAAUUACAAUUACAACAAGAACAUCAAAAACACCAACAACAACAUUAUCAACAUCAACAACAACAAUUACCGCAACUACAACAACAACAAAUUAUAAUAAAAGAAGUACAAAAAGGAGAACCAGAAGAAGAAGAAGAAGAAAUAGAAGGAGAAAUAAAAUUAGAAUUAUUGCAACAAGAACAGCAAAAAUAUUUUAAUGAAAGUGAUUUUUCAGCAGCAACUAGUUUAAAUUGUAGUCGACCAGAGAGUGGUAAUAUAAUAUUUAUUAAUAACGGUAAAUCUAAUAAUAUAAUCAAUAGUAAUAAUAACAGUAAUAAUACGAUAAAUUGUAAUGAAAAUUAUUCAAUAAUACGGAAUAUCAAUGAUAAUAACGACAAAAAAUUAUAUACAGCUAUAAAACGUAUAAUUCAGAUACAAAAACCAUUUACUGAUAAUAAUAAUAAACGUUAUAAACGUCCUCAACAAUAUUCCGGAUAUAAUGAUGCUAAAAAAACAAUAUCAAAUUCAUCAAUAUCAAAUGAACGUCAAAUACGUAUAGACAUAAAUACAACAAAAAAUUCUCGUAAUAUAAACAAUAAUAAUAAUAACAAUAAUAAUAAUAAUAGUAAUAAUAAUAAAAUAAAUUUAAUUAACGAAAAUAUUAACAUAAACAAUAAUAAUAACAAUAAUAAAAAUUUUAAUCAAUUAAAUGUUAAUAAUCUUGAUGAAUUAUUAACAAUUACAACACCUAACGUUCAAAGAAAUCCAGAAUUAAUAAUAACAAAUAAUUUUAAUCAACAAAAUAAAAUAACAAUACCAACAUCAACAUUUUGUCGAAUGACAAAUAGUAUGAGUGAAUAUUUAUCAUUAAAUGGUACAACAGCAACAAAUAUUGAACAAUUAAAUAAUUUUAAUAAUUUAAGUGAUUUAACAAAUUUUAAAAGCAAUAAUAUUAUUAAAAUAAUACCAAAUACAAAUAAUUCUUUACAAAAUCAAAAUCAAACAAUAAUAUUUGAAGAAUUAAAUAAUUGUUGUUGUAAUAAUAUUAUUAAUUCAACAAUAAUUAAUAGUAAUAGUAACGAUAAUAAUUAUAUUAAUAAUUGUAAUAAUUUAAUAUUUAAUAAUACAAUACAAAUAUCAACAGAUCAGAUAACAUCAAAUAUAUUAACAAAUACAACAUCAGAUACAACAGCAACAACAUCAACAAAUAUAUUACCAUCAUUAUUAAAUAAUUGUAAUUGUCAAACAAUAAAAAUUGAUAAACAACAACAACAACAACAAUAUCAAUUACAUCAACAACAAAAUCAAUCAUCAAAUAAUGUUAAUGAUCUUAUAAAUACAUUACGUCAUUUAGAUAUCAAUGAUAUUAAUAAUACAAUAUUGCCUAAAAUAAUAUUAACUGAUUUUUCAUCACAUGAAACAUCAUCAAAUUCAACACCAAUUAUAACGCCAUCUAGUACUACCAAUAAUUGUAAUAAUUCAUAUGAUAUCGGUGCUAAAAAUAUACAUCAUCAACAAAUUCAACAAAAUCAUCAAUAUUUCAAUUUUGAUUUAAAUGAUAUUAAUAAACAUUUAAAUAUACCGAAUGAUUUAAAUUAUUGUAGUGAAGCAAGACCACCAUAAAUUAAUUUAUAAAUUUAAAAAAAAUAAAAAGUCAGAACUGUCAAAAAAGUCUUUAAAUAAAUAUUUAUUUUAAAUCAUAAAUGUCUAAAAAGAAAUAUUAAAUUUUCAAUUUUUAUUGUGUUUCUUCAAUUUUUAAAUGGUCUAAUUGAACUUAAUUCACCACGACUUAAACUAAAAAUAUAAAGUGUAAAAAAACGUAACUUAAAUCGAU